Molecule: messenger RNA, 285 nt
Organism: Gongylonema pulchrum
Lineage: Eukaryota; Metazoa; Nematoda; Chromadorea; Rhabditida; Gongylonematidae
Source: the annotation of a GenBank genome assembly
AUGGCUCGUUGGAACGUUAAAUGGGAAAACUGGACUUAUUCCGGCGAAUUAUGUAGAAUCGCUUCCCUGAUUAUAUCCAGGCAGCUGUCUAGGACUGUGAUUUCCGAGCUUGGACAUGCGUGUAACCCGAAAAUCCACGUAGAGCCGAUAACAACAGCCAGUGUGAUAGUUCCGGCAUGUCGUCGUGUAGAGCAUUGCACUGUUUUGCUUUACAUUUGUAAUUUACAGCAUUGUUUCGCUCCUAAAUAUUGUUUUUUGGAAAGUUUUGGCCCCUUGCCUUUUUGA